AGCUGCAGAAUGUGCCCAAUCAGUCUCAAUAAUCUCAAAUAAUCAGCGGUUACCAGUGGUGACUCACCACACCAAUCAGCAGUCAGCCGAUCAGUUGUUAUCCUAUUUUUUUGCAAGUUGUUUUAAAUAGUUUGUGUUUUCACACUUUAAGUAAUCUCAAAUUUAAUUAUUUUCUAUAAAUAACACCGAAUUUUGAAUCAUGCGUAUGCACCCCAACCUUGUCGAAAUAACGGAGCCCAGUCCUCACAGAAAAUGUGGAUUUUGUCAUUCGGAAAAAAUCAACAAGUUGUUAUUUGGUCCAAUGUAUCAUUUGAAUGGGGUCACGACCCACCAUUUCUGUCUGCUCUUUUCCAGCAACGGAGUGCAAGCUGGGACUGACGCCCAAGGAAUUUUAGGCUUUCUAAUCCCCGACAUUAAAAAUGAGAUGAAACGUGGCGACGAACUGAAAUGUUACUUUUGUGACCGUACUGGUGCGACGGUAAAGUGUUGCGAGCCUUCCUGCUCGGCCGCUUAUCACUACACUUGCUCCCUCGACCAAGGCGUACUUUACCAUUUCGCUUACCAAUUCCAGUCGUUUUGUGUCUUCCAUCGUCCCCCCAGUUUUUCUGGCACGAGGAGACGGCUCUCGUGCCCAAUAUGUUUCGAACCUGUGGAAGAGAACUUUCUCUUUUUGCCAGAUUGUUGCAAAAGUUAUGAAGCGAUCGGCCACAGGAAGUGCAUUAUGGAAGCAGCCCUUCACUCUGGCUUUUACCAUUUAAAGUGUCCGAAUUGUAGAGAUAACAAAGAGUACAUAAACUCGCUAAUGUUAAAUGGAAUUUAUGUACCAAUUAAAGACGCAGCCUGGGAAUUGGAACCCGACGCAUAUUCCGAGCUCAAGCUGAGUUACAGUGUCUGCGACGCAACGCCCUGUUUGUGCCCAUCGGGAAGAAAGUUUGUGGAGAAGAGAGGUGACUGGGCAUUGCUUCGAUGUGGCGCCUGCGCCGCGGCCGCGGUACAUGUGGGAUGUGGAAAUUUGACCAAGUUUACAUUUCGAUGCGAGACCUGUGUAAAGGUGCUUAAUGAUCGUCAAGACAAUACUGACUCUGGCGACGAAACGGAAAUCAUUGGAAAUGACGACGACGACACCGAAGUUAUCGAUCCUCACCAUGAAAUGACUGACGAUGACAUUGGGGAUAAUUCGUAUUCGAUCGUAGCUCACCAUGACUCUACCAACCUUAUUUAUGACCUAGACCUGGAUUCCAUGAUAUUAGAGAAUGAUGAUGAUUAUACUACUAGUGACCUCAAUGUCGACGCCAGGUCAGUCCAAGAACAAAACGAGGGUAGAAAUAGGGACUGUAAUGAUGAUGAUCCGGACUGGAUUUGCUCGGCAACAACAUCGUCCCAACAAGAGCAGCCCGAUAACAAAGCGACCUCUAAUGAUGAUCCUUCUACAAAGGUGACACCGACUUCUCAACAGUGGAUCGAUAUCGACGACGAUAUAGAAAUGAAGGUGGUCAAUUUUGUCCCCCCUCCCCCACGCAGCCCUCCCUUAAAUUUUACCAGGGUUCCAUUAUCAUCAGCUCUACAGCGACUGUUGAACGAUACGUCAUCAUCUCCUGGAUUCCAGCAAACCCGUCUUCCCGAAUUCCCAAUUCUCCCUCGAGACCCCAAUAACCUGGUCAGAGCUCCAAAACCACUCAAUUUUGAUCCUGACGAGCUUAUAACUCUAGAUUAAUAGUUGAUUAAUUUGUGGUUAUUUUAGUAAUUUAUAUUUAAGCAUGUAUUAUGCAAUCGUUCAGAGGAAAACUUGGUGCUAUACAAUAUUAAGGUGAAAUUCGAUAUUGGCGUUUGUAGAAAAUAUUAGUGUGCCUCAUCACUAUCACAUAAUUAUUAGUGAACUAUGCUCAAAUGUUUAAAGUUUGUAAAAAUUUUGUAUUCAGUAAGGUGAGUUCGCUAAUAAUACUGUGAACUUGAACUAUGUUAUGUUAAUAAUUAUGUUAACAUGUAUUUGAUUACAGAUUACAAAUCCCAAGAGUUUUUAUACACAAAUUUUUAUAUUUUAUUAUGAAUUGUAAACAUUCAAUGUCGUUACUACGCUUUUAUGCGUAAGAAGGUUUUAUUUUUCAAUUUUAAUGAUUAUUAUUAUGGCCACACCGUGCAGCUUAUAAGUAUGAUAAGUCUAAUUUUAAUUUUCUGGAGAUUGAAGCGUUUGUGAAUGAAACUAUAUAUUGCAGCUCGAUUUAUAAGAAAAUUUAAAAUAUGCAGGGAAAAAUAUUGUCUACGGGGAUUAUUGAUGUAGAAAAAUGUCAUGGCGUAUGAAUUGUACAAAAAUCAGUUUGAAGUACAGCGUACUAUACCUGACCUGUUAUUGCAAUAAUGUUUUGGGUAUAAAUAAAUUUGAUGCACGCAUAGCAUACACACUUGA
Molecule: messenger RNA, 2404 nt
Organism: Folsomia candida
Lineage: Eukaryota; Metazoa; Arthropoda; Collembola; Entomobryomorpha; Isotomidae
Product: PHD finger protein 7
Exons: 7
Coding region: 200-1714 (504 amino acids)
Cellular component (GO): nucleus
Source: RefSeq, a predicted model, not a curated record